Messenger RNA from Parnassius apollo (apollo), 348 nucleotides. Lineage: Eukaryota; Metazoa; Arthropoda; Insecta; Lepidoptera; Papilionidae. The record is from the annotation of a GenBank genome assembly.
AUGCAUCGUCUUUUUACUGAGCUGGAGCCAUCUUUAACCGUCACAGAGCAAAACCUGGCAGACCGAGUUCGGUAUAUCUUGCGCUCAAAUAUAUUUGAUGUCACUGAACUCGAACGGCUACGACGUGAGGCUGUUCCCUCAUCGGAUGAAAAUGCUACGGCUGAGGAUGCAGUGCUACAAAUGAUAGAGCAACCCGCAAACGUGGAUGCCGCCGUGAAUACCCCAGUUGUGGUUGAUUCAAACGAUGAUGGAACAGUCGCCCAGGAACUGGAAUUAGAGCAUAUGAGAAGUACAUUGUGGAAACGCGCAGUACGCCUCUCGAAAAUCGACCGCGACUUCCCCGCAUAG